Molecule: messenger RNA, 4893 nt
Organism: Harpia harpyja (harpy eagle)
Lineage: Eukaryota; Metazoa; Chordata; Aves; Accipitriformes; Accipitridae
Gene: SYNGR1
Product: synaptogyrin 1
Exons: 4
Coding region: 49-750 (233 amino acids)
Cellular component (GO): neuromuscular junction; synaptic vesicle membrane
Source: RefSeq, a predicted model, not a curated record
CCUCCUCAUCCCUCCCUCCGCCUGCCUCCCGCCCACCCCCGCGCCGCCAUGGACGGGGGCGCCUUCGGAGCGGGGAAAGCCGGCGGCGCCUUCGACCCGCACGCCUUCAUCCGGCAGCCGCAGACCCUCCUGCGGCUCCUCUCCUGGGUGUUCUCCAUCGUGGUGUUCGGCUCCAUUGUCAAUGAAGGGUACGUGAACCGCCUGGACGAGACACAAGAGCACUGCAUUUUCAACCGCAAUCGCAAUGCCUGCAACUAUGGCAUUACCGUGGGUGUCCUCACCUUCCUCAGCUGCCUUCUUUACCUGGCUCUGGAUGCCUACUUCCCACAGAUCAGCAGCGUCAAGGACCGCAAGAAGGCAGUGCUCUCGGACAUCGGAGUCUCGGCCUUUUGGGCAUUCCUCUGGUUCGUUGGCUUCUGCUUUUUGACCAACCAGUGGCAAGCUUCAAAAGAAGAGGACAACCCACUGAACGAGGGAGGGGAUGCAGCCCGAGCAGCCAUCACGUUCUCGUUCUUCUCCAUCUUCACCUGGGUGGGCCAGGCAUUCCUGGCGUAUCAGCGUUUCCAGCUGGGUGCCGAUUCGGCCCUCUUCUCCCAGGACUACAUGGACCCAAGCCAGGACUCCGGCAUGCCUUAUGCUCCCUACACGAACGAGGAGGAUGCUACAGAUGCGGUGGGGACGUACCAGCAGCCCCCUCCGGCAGAUGCUUUCGACACCGAGACACAGGGGUACCAAACGCAGAACUACUGAGCCACCGAUGCCCCUUUCCCUUCCCCUUUCCCUUCUGUCCCUUUUCCCGCUGCCGGCAGAAAGCCAAGGCACAAACCAGAGACGUGCGUAGUGGCACAAGAGGUGGCUCUCAGCUAUGCUCCAGCCUUCUGGGUCAUCUGUUUUUAUUUAUCGUUUUUAAAAAAGGAAAAAAAAAAAAAGAAAAAAAGGUUUCCCCAUCACCUCUUCCUUCUCCUCCCCCCCUAAAACUACCUGCCGGAACCAAAUUCUUCCAAAAUCUGUCACCGCAUUGUGACAGGAAGGUCCCUCCUCUCCCUCCUGCCUUGCUGCGGAGGGCAGAGUCUGGCCGGUGGGCAGGAGACAGGCUGCGGCACCAGCAGGGCAGGGGAGAGGGUGCUGGAGGUAGAAGGGAAGGUGUGAGAGGGACCGGGGACCUUCCUAGAAGAGACGGUGUCACUAAAGGCUGGAGUAGACGUGGGACCAUCCGCACGGGGCUGGAGGGCCUGGUGGCUCAGGGAGAGGGAUGACGGUGUUGGAGUCAGUGUGCGGGAGUGCAAGGGUCCAGGGGGGCUGGAGGGGAGCGGGAACGGCGUCCCCUGUGCAAAGACAGGGCGGCUUUUCUCUGCCACACGCUACUGGGGGAGGAGUGCUUUAUUUUUAGAGGGUUUUGGGGAGAAGGGGUAUGGGGAGGGGCACAAAGAGAUAAAAUGGGAUGGAGGAAGAUUUGCAGGUACAAUGAAAAACCACAGGCAUGUCUGUAGGUUACAGCAAGAGGCUCAGCAGAGCAGAGGGGCAGUGCCAGGAGAGAUUCUCCUUCCCCAGCCCCCUUGGAUUGAGGUGGAGGUGGUUCCCCUCGCCUGUACGUCCUGCUCGCCACUCUUCUCAGACCAGCGUUUGGUGAGGCAGGAGGGGAGCCAUGCCCAGUCCCCGGCCCCCAGACGCAGUGCCUGUGGGAGGAAGGAUGGAGGAGGUGGGCUUCUAGGGGGUCCCGAGAGCCCUCAUCCCCAGCUGGGCUGGUUCGAGGGGGAGAGGAGAGCUUUGCCAUUUCACCCUGGGCAGGAGGAGGAGAAGAAAGCCAGUUUUGCUCCUCAGGUCCUGCUGAACCCUCCUCCAUUCCUCUGCUACCACAGUGCAAAGCCUCUUGCUGAUGCCGUCUUUGCAGCACACAGGAAUGGAGCAGGACUCCCCCAGGAAAGAAAUACUGCUGCUGGGACGGCCAGUGUGCGUCUGGCUCUUGCCCGGGGUUGCAGCCAAGCAGGGAAGGGUCCUGCCCUGCGCGGCUGCGCUUUCCCUCUCACUCAGAUGGGGGGAAGGUCUUGGUAUGCAGAGAAUUGCUUGGGGCCAGACGGAGCUCUCCGAAAACUGGUCUUACUGUACUUUAUGUAGACUAUACCUUAGUGCGUCUUCUGCAGCAUCUCAGAUUCUGGCUGUCUUUAAAGCCUCACCUAGGUGGCAGUACUGACUCUCAGAUAGAGCUCGUCUGGACAUUAUUCCCCACUCCUCCUGGUUUUGCUUCAAGUAAAGACACAGCUGUGGGAGCACACUCUUUUAUUCCAGGAUAGAAGUAAGGUCUAUGUGUGAAGACGGUCCCUAGAGGGAAAUAAUUCAGCAAUUCUCCCCAGCACAGACAUCCCAAAGCACAAGAAGCAGGGUACGCCUUGCAGCAGUGAGGAGCUCCAUCCCCCAGGCAGCCACCCUGCUCCACGCAACACUGGCCCCAAGUAGCAGAGAUCAGGAGCAGAUCCAAAAAUCCAUAGGUGCUCCCCCUGACCGUCCAGCCUACUCCCCGUAGCACCCUUAGGAGUCGGGAGGAUGGGACAGAGGUCUGGCCUGUGGUCCUGUGAACAUCUCAUCUGGAGGACACCGAGGUUACCAGUCCUCCCCCUCCUUCUCUCCAGCUGCCCCACAGCGAUGGGGAAGGGGUAGAAACCGUAGCAGAGCUGCGAGCCCCGGGAGGGAACAGGGGCAGUUGGUCUCAGCUGUAUAUAGGCGCCGUUUCUACCUGCUCUUCCCAGCAGAUUUGUGCUGCCGGUGGCUGUCCCCAUGGCUCGUCCUCCCCAUGGCUUGCCCCCCCCCUUGCUGGUGGUUAACCACGGGUGAGGAUGGGAGAGGGGGACCAGCUAGCCCUGUGGAUGUACCAGGAGGGACUGGGCACACAUCCCUCGCUCUGUGGCUGUGAGCAAAAGCAAUAUUGUAAAUAGGAGGGGUAUUUUUUUGGAGGGAAGCCCCUUGGGCUUCUUUUUCUGUGGGCUCAGCCUAAUAUUUAGGCUUGGGAGGGGGUUACUUUAUUGAGAGAGGUUCGUUAUGAUGGUGGCUGUGGGGGGAGCUCCCUCCAGUCUGUCUCUCCUGCCGGGGGAGAGGAAAGAACAAAUGACGAGGUGGAGGAGGAGGAAAACUACUUGUACUCACCCAGAUUCAUCUGUGUCAUCCUUAAUGCUUUCAUUUGGGGGGGGGACACAACCAAGAGGAGAAGGAGGCUAUAAAUCACUAGUUCUCAGCACAAAAAUGUGUUGUACUUUUGGGGAGGAACUGCCCAUCACUUGUCCCCUCUCGGUGAGGGACCAGGCGCAUGGGGAGAGGUGCGGACCAUGCGUGGGGGGUCUCCCUGGGUCUCUGUUUUGGGGUGUACCACAGGGGCAUCUUACAUGGCCCUUCUCCCAUCAGCGUUCUGUAGACGGCUAAACACCAUUUGGGGCUGAAUAAUGAGCAAGCUUUUCUUUAUCCUCUCUGGCUUGCUUCCCUCACGUAACCAGCUGAUGGGCUCUGGUGGGCUUGACGUAGGAAUGAGCCUCCCCGCUCAGAGCCGGCACUUCAGUGAGACAUGAGCCGGGUGGCCUCAUCCUGGGUUACUGCCCAUCCUUCUGUCCGUCUCCUUGCUUUUUGUCGUAGGAAAAGCAUUGGCAUGGCAGGGGACACUGCAACAUAGAUACUUGGGCAACUUCUUGCUUUUGCUCAUGGGAGAAGACGUACUCUCCUUGGGUUGCCAUGCUUUCAGCCUUUGCAGUGGAGGGUUGGUGGUGACAGACCUGGGGGCGGGACUCUCCUUGUUUGCAUGUAGCUCUUUAAAAUGCAAUUUCCAGUGGCAUUUGGCUGGUUCUGCAGCUGAUGAGAGAUCCGGACCUACCCGAAGGGUUGGUUAUCUUAUCUUAGGCGCUUCUGAUAAGGUGCUGCCUGUUUCUGGUGAUCAUAGGCAAGACCUGAGCAGCUGGCUGGAACAUGUCCCUUUUAGAUGCUAAACGUGGGUGAGAUCAGCCUCACUCUAGGGAUUAGGAGAUCAGAGGGAAGGCUGUAUAAGCAAAAGGAUAAGGCGGCUUUCUUUCCCCUCUGCCAUUUGUUCGGAUUACAGAGGAUUACGCAUCCCCUGUUGUGAGCAAUGGCCUCUUGAUGUCUUCUUAUCUUGCGAAGCCCCCAAGUAAGGGACUGGUUUGUGGAAGUAACGGCUGUGAAGGGCAAAGGGAUGAUGAAACUUUGCCUCAGUUCCGCCUGUGGCUUCAGCCUCCUGACGUGUCCCCAUCCCUGGCUCACCCACGUCCCCCCCGCACUGCUCGUCACCUCACCGCACACCCUUCCCCUCCGCGUUAUUCCUGGCACUUCCCUCAGGGGAGGAGGCAUCUUUGUCCCUGCACCCUCGCAAGCACUUGGGAGGACCCGGGAAGGCAGCGUUGCGGGGGGGGGGGGGGUCCACAGGAGUCUCGGCUCCUCGUCCCCAGAGCAGGUACAAGGCAAGGAGCCCAGCGAGGUCACUUCACGCAGCAAGUCCAAACCGUCCAUCCAGACAAUUCCCUGCUGCCUGCGUGGCAUCCGUAUGUAACACCGCCUGGGCUGCCCUGCCCCUUCCCCUGCCGCAUUACUGCCUGUGUAUAGUAUAUAUAUUAUAUAUAUAUAUUUAAAAAGAUGUAUAAUAUAAAGCUAUACAUAUAUACGUAUAUACGAUGACUCAUGGAUGGCCUGCCGCAUACAGGAUCCCCUGAGUGGUCUUGUCUAAGCCCGAGUGUCCCUUCACCCCUCCUCCCCUCGCCCCCGUCCGAUCCAAAAUCCAACUACAGCGAACCCCGCCACCUCGGCACCUGUGUUUACAAUGUCCUAUAUAUUUGUGGUUAACAAAGUGAAGGUGGUAACUACUGGUGUCUCAAUAAAGUUAUGACGUCCAAAAUAACCAAACUA